GUUUUGUCAGCCAUUAAUACCUGAGAACACAAGCCAAGAAAUAACUCUCUCUAUCUCUCUCCCCGCGACGCAUUUAUUUUCUCGAUCAUCCUGAUCACGUGGUCGUCGUUGUCACGAUGUGUUACGGCCAGCAGCGACCCUUCUCCAGGGACAGCUUAACCCAGUCGCCACCCGCCGGGCUGCCAACCCCCGACAACGUCGUGGUGGUGGACACACUGCGGGGCCGGCUGGCCGAGACCGAGGCUCGGCUUGCCCGCGCCAGGGCUCGCGAAGCCGAGCUCAGCCGCCGCCUCGAGGAGAUGAAGCGCUUUGUCUCCGUCAUGGAGAUCCUUGAGACCUACCUCAAACGACGCUUCCGCGAGCAACAACAACACGUCGCCCUCCUCUUCACCCCUCCGCCCCAUAAAUAGAAACCUCUUCCCACUCGAUACUUCAAACUUCUUGAAACUGUGAGGUGCUUGCUCAUUAGGUGUUGUGGUGUUGUGUAAGAUAGGAAUUGGCUGGAGAUAGUUGAUGUUGGAAAGCCUCUCCAUGUUAUAAUGUUGGAAAGAAAUCCAGGUUAUGCUUCUCAAACAUGUGUUUCGAUGGAAAAUUUCUUAAUCUGGCUUGAGGAAAUGAAGAUUUCAUUCUAUAAACAUUUGUAAUUAUGCAACUGGAAUACCUCGUCACUGGAUGUUUUCCAUCUCUAGAUGUGAUUGAAAACUAACAUGGCUGGAGUACGCUGAACCGUGGGACUAAGUUUGAAGUAAUGGUAUGUAGAAUUAUUAAAUGUUCACAUAAAGUUCAAACGUGGGGCAUCUCCUAAAGAAUAGGUGGUCGAUGAUGCUGGCACAAUUGGGAUCCUCUAAUUUAUUGAGAUUUCUGUUGGUA
This is a messenger RNA of Carya illinoinensis, 870 nucleotides long. Its product is annotated as protein SKIP34. The record is from RefSeq and is a predicted model, not a curated record. Bases 117 to 410 code for a protein of 97 amino acids. Lineage: Eukaryota; Viridiplantae; Streptophyta; Magnoliopsida; Fagales; Juglandaceae. The transcript has 2 exons.